AUGUCUGGCGGUCACUCUAGCACAGGACUUGGCGAUGCUAUCAAGAAGGGCGUUGGCUUGGUUCACGGAACGGGCGAGGCCAUCCGUGGAAACUUCAACGCGGGCGUAGAUCAAGCAGCGGGAGACCGUGCUGGUGUCAACAAAAACACAGCAAUUGCGUCCAAGGGUGCCAGCGAGAUUGAACACGGCUAUCACCGAACUGGUCACGGAGCAGGCGUUACACCAGCUGAUGUUGAUCGCGAGCGUCUGAACACAACUCACAACACAUCAACCAACUACGGCUCGCACAGCACCAACACGGGCAACAAGCUGGAUCCCCGCUUCGACUCCGACAUGGACCACCGUGGCACUGCUACAGGCUCAACAAACGCGGGUCCGCACUCGAACAACGUCGCGAACAAGCUGGAUCCUCGUUUCGACUCGGACCUUGACCACCGCGCAAACCCAAACAGCUGUUGCGCUCCAACUCUCUACUCGCAAACAGAUGGUACGGACUCCACCACAGAGCCCUUUGGAGGCAAGUGGGAGCCUCAAGCCGGUUCUGGCCACGACCAUGCUCAUGACCACGAUGAACACUGCAACUGUCACGCGCAACACAUUCAUCGCGGCUCGAUCAGUGGUGGUACGAACUUGAAGCCUGCGGAGAAGUUGGAUCCCGUACUUGACGUAGAGGACGCAUCGACUAAAUGCUGUAUAAACAGUGUCGACGCUGCUAACAAGCUAGACCUCCGAGUUGAGUCCGACCACAAUCGCCGCAGCCACGAUAUCGACGCCCAAACUGGUAGGGUUGGCACCUUCGCUCGUCGCGGAACUGAGCCUUUGGUACGCACCAGCCACGUAGCUGAAGCCGAGGCUCCUCUCAGCCAUGGGUCAGGAUCGGACGACGAGCUCGAUCGUCACGCGCGUCGGGAAAGUCUCUCGCAACAAUCCCAUAGUUCUACCGCACCAUCCGACGAGCCCCGCUCAACAGCGGAUGCACACAAGAGCGAUUUUCUGAGCCUGCUGGAUCCGGGGGUCGAUCGCAGGGACGCAAAGCAGAUGCAGUCAAGUGGCUCGUAA
This is a messenger RNA of Ascochyta rabiei, 1059 nucleotides long. RefSeq lists its product as uncharacterized. Bases 1 to 1059 code for a protein of 352 amino acids. Lineage: Eukaryota; Fungi; Ascomycota; Dothideomycetes; Pleosporales; Didymellaceae. The record is from RefSeq and is a predicted model, not a curated record. The transcript is spliced from 4 exons.